CGGAGGUGCCCGCGACAGCCGAUGUCUUUGUGGGCAGGCGCUUGCAGAAACAGGACACCCGUCCCUCCGGUAACCCUGCCCCAGCCUUCAAUAAUGAACACCCGCGCCUCGGCUCAGGUCGCUGGCACGGUGCCGGUCCCCGCGACACCCAGGACCCCGUGGAGCUUCCCAGCGCUCUGCUCCACUCCCGGCAUCGCGUGGCGCACGGGCAGGAUCACGACGGCCGGGAGGGACGCACGGUCCCACCGGUCCCCACAAGAGGCCUCUCCGGUGACAGCCCCGUCCCGGUUUGCCGGCGCCUCUCCCCGCGUUGAAGUCUUGUGUCGUGGAAGGUGAAAGCCGGGCUCUAACGCAGAGUGACAGCUCCCGCUCGUGGGACAUUAACCUUGUUUGUCACUCGGCUGUCUCCAGACGCAGACCCCGGGCUCUGGAGCAGAUGGCUGCCGUCCCCCCGCUCCGGUCACUCCCUGGGGAUCCUCCUCCCGCGGCUGCCGGAGCAGCUGGGGAGGGCUGGGGGGGACACGCAGGGCACGUGGCCCCAGCUGCCACCCUGUCCGUGGGGCCGUGGCUCCCUGGAGUCCUGCCGGUGUCCGCUCUCACGGGGCUGGAUGAUGCCGAGUCCCCCGGGGUCAGCUCUGAUCUGGAUCCUGUCUAUGGAAUUACUUGGAUGGAAACCAUCAGGCUCAUUACAGCCCACACUGAUGAGCACAGGGGAAAGGAAAUGGAUUCCAGGGGUUUGUCUGGAUGUGGAACAGCCUCUGGCCUGUGUGGGUGUACAGGGGGAUAAAAUACAUAAGAAGUUGAACAAAAAGCUGCAGUGAGAUUUGGGAAGGAUGGAGGAAAAUGUAUCACUGGAGCAAGAUCUACGGCCUGAAUCCUCUUGGCAGGGGUGACUCUUUGCCUGCUUGGCCCUGAAAUCCCUUGGGAGCACGAGGAUGGAGGAGUGCUCCUGGGAAACCCCCAGGAUAUCCAAUGCCAGGGGACACCGUGCCCGUGGGUCCAUGCUUGCAGCAGCAGAAUAUUUCUCCAAGCAAUGGAAAAGCAUCAGCACAAGAAGCAGCUGUUGGCACCACACAGGAAAUUCACAGCCUGGGAUGGACCUCAGUAACCCUCAGGAACAGCCCAUAGCUGCAGAAGAACAUGAGGAUUUGACAGACUGUAAUCUGAACAAAUCCCAGGAAAUGGAAAGCAUGGAUAAUGUGGAAGAAAUGAAGGAACACAAUCAGUCUAAUGAAGAAGCAGGAGAUGAUGUGAUUAAAGUGAAAGGUGAAUACAGUGAAAGAGAGGAGAGUGCUUUAAAUUCCGAGCCUAUGGAAAACCUGGAAGAAUCCGAACUGCCUUACACAUAUCCCAGAGAAUAUAACGAAUAUGAGAGCAUUAAACUGGAAAGACACUCGGGGUCAUAUGACAACGUCAGGCCAGCUAGUGGAAAGAUGAAUUGUGAUAUCUGUGGAUUAGCCUGCAUUAGCCUCAAUGUCUUGAUGGUUCAUAAGCGUAGCCACACUGGUGAACGGCCAUUCCAGUGUAAUCAGUGCGGAGCUUCCUUUACUCAGAAGGGAAACCUCCUCCGCCACAUUAAACUACACACAGGGGAAAAACCUUUUAAGUGUCACCUGUGCAGUUAUGCCUGCCAAAGGAGGGAUGCGCUUACGGGUCACUUAAGGACACAUUCUGUGGAGAAGCCGUACAAAUGUGAGUUUUGCGGAAGGAGCUACAAGCAGAGGAGCUCGUUGGAGGAGCACAAGGAGCGGUGCCGGACUUACCUGCAGAGCGCUGGCAUGUGUGAGGCUGCCAGCGUGGAGGCAAGGCACAUCAAGGCAGAGAUGGGGACUGAAAGAGCCCUUGUGCUGGACAGGCUAGCGAGCAACGUGGCAAAGAGAAAAAGCUCAAUGCCUCAGAAAUUUAUUGGUGAGAAACGACCCAACUUCGAUGUGAAUUACAACUCCGGUUUCCUGUACGAGAAGGAGAGCGAGAUGAUGCACGGGCGCAUGAUGGACCAGGCCAUCAACAACGCCAUCACCUACCUCGGGGCCGAGGCCCUGCGCCCGCUGGUGCAGACCCCGCCGGCGCCCACGGCCGAGAUGGUGCCGGUCAUCAGCAGCCUGUACCCGCUGCCGCUGCCCCGCGCCGACGUCCCCAACGGCACCGCGCUGGAGGCCGAGAAGAACCACGGCCACCUCAGGGACAAGAGCCUGUCAUCCGACAGGGGCCUUUCCCCGAACAACAGCGGCCACGACUCCACAGACACUGACAGCAACCACGAGGAGAGGCCCAACCCCGCCUUCCACCAGAGCCAGGUGAUCCCGGCUCCGACCCGCAACGGCCUCCAGGCCCUGAAGGAUUUCCCGAGGCCCUACGACAUCAUCAAGCCACCCGCCAUCUGCCCCCGCGACGCCUUCAAGGUCAUCAACAAGGAAGGGGAGGCCAUCGGGGUGUACCGGUGCGACCACUGCCGCGUGCUCUUCCUGGAUUACGUGAUGUUCACCAUCCACAUGGGCUGCCACGGCUUCCGAGACCCCUUCGAGUGCAACGUCUGCGGCUACCGGAGCCACGACCGCUACGAGUUCUCCUCGCACAUAGCUCGGGGAGAGCACAGAGUCGUGCUCAAGUGAAAGGACCGGUUCUCCAAGGUCAAAGGCCGUGUUUUGCAUUGGAGGGGAGGCUCGGUUGGUUGGGGUUUUAAUUAGUAUAAUGAAAUUUCUUGGGUAUUUUUCUAGGCCAGUUUUAAGUGUGUCACAAGGAGGUGGCGCCUUUUUAAAUUUGUCUUUCCCGAUAAUUCAGUGUUCUGUAGCAUCUCUGCCUGGCUGCUGUGGUGAGUGGGACUGUGGGAAACAGCAGGAGCAGAGACUGGUUUUGAUAUGAACUUUAUUUUUGUGAAACUUCAGAGCCAUUUACGACGUUUUCGAUUUUUAACUUGUGUUUGUUUUUAUAGAGUUUGCUUUAAGUCAGCACAAAAGCUUUUCAUGCCAAUUCCCCUGCUCAUUCAGAUGUAUAGUCAGAGGUGUGUUGGAGGAGCUUUUCCUAGUUAUAAUCCCAAUGGCCUCCCAGUGGCUCAUCACCAAAACAAGGAAAACGAGGGCAGGAAAAGGGAGGGAUUUCAUUCCUCCUUAAAGCUUUUCCCCUAAGCCCUAAUGAGAGUGUGGCACACUUUCAUUUUUCUAACCCCACUGCUGAUUUUCUUUAAAGUCACUCAGUAAGAGGAAAACAAGAAAUGAGACCUAUUUGGGGUUGGGGAUUUUUUUAAUAGUACAUAUUUUUUGGGAUACCCAGCGAGGUCACUGGUUGGCUCAUCCACGUGGCCUAGGGAAAAUCCCGAUUUUCAUUGCUGGGAACUCCUCCUUUGCCAUGGGCGCCGAGAACGAGGACGAAGCCGUGCUGCGUGUUGUGCCUCUGCCUUGCUCCCACAGCAGGACACGUGGCCGUGUCCCCACAGGGUGGCCCUGGCUGGCUGUGGACAGGUGAGACCCAGACAGGUGUGUGAGAGCCACACCUGCCCCAGGACAGCCCUCGGGAGGUGCUGCUCCACACCCUGAGCAGGUGCCAUCCCUUUGAAGCUGGUUUUUACAACAGUUCUCUGAAUCUCCCCAUGCAGCAGCUGCGUCGGCGGCCCCGUGCUGCAGAGGGGUUUGGUAACGGCUUUGCUGAGUGAAGGUUUAAUCUUUGCAAAGUAUUUUUGUAUCCUGUAGUUAGGAGUGUUCUGAUGGACUUUCUGCAUCCCUCGUGUGGUUUGAGAGCUGUGUUGCUUCUGUGUUAGCUCUGGUGAUCCAAUCGCUUCCCUGAGGGAAGGCUGGAGAGCUCAGGGUCAAGAAAUAUUGAAAUUCAUCCCUCCCUCCGAAUUCUUUUGGCUCCAUUAUUUCCUCCCUGAAUUUUAAGGUACAAAAUAAGAAAUUUAUAUUCAUUUUUCCCACUAAGGGAGGGUCUGGAGAGGGAUAAAUCAGCCUGCAGUGUCCCUGAGUACCCAGAGUGCUGUGGAAGUGCUGAUCCAAGAUCCUGCUAUCCCUGGGGUUGAGGAGAACUCUUUUGCU
Messenger RNA from Hirundo rustica (Barn swallow), 4025 nucleotides. RefSeq names its product IKAROS family zinc finger 3 (gene IKZF3). NCBI's taxonomy places the organism in Eukaryota, Metazoa, Chordata, Aves, Passeriformes, Hirundinidae. The transcript has 10 exons. Gene Ontology annotation, biological process: regulation of transcription by RNA polymerase II. The record is from RefSeq and is a predicted model, not a curated record. The coding region runs from base 936 to 2612 and encodes 558 amino acids. Gene Ontology annotation, molecular function: DNA-binding transcription factor activity; RNA polymerase II cis-regulatory region sequence-specific DNA binding.